Messenger RNA from Fibroporia radiculosa, 1740 nucleotides. RefSeq lists its product as uncharacterized. The coding region runs from base 1 to 1740 and encodes 579 amino acids. The transcript is spliced from 6 exons. The record is from RefSeq and is a predicted model, not a curated record. Lineage: Eukaryota; Fungi; Basidiomycota; Agaricomycetes; Polyporales; Fibroporiaceae.
AUGUCGCACACACACAAAAUAUGGAUCGUACGCGUUGAUGUCGACUCCGCGCCACCGACAGUUUUUCAGUCCGAAAAAGUGGUAUUCGAGAACAUCCAGGACGUCGAUGCGGUGGACUUCAGAAGAGCCGUCGGCGCAAUGCAGAUGCUCCAAGUCUCUGCGAAGACGAUCAGCCUUUGGAAGCUGAACGACUGUCUGCCGAUAAAAGGCGUCAGACAGGUUUUGCGAACGUCUUUGGAAGCAAAUAAUUAUAACCUCGCGAGCAUCGCCAUGGAGGGUCUCCUCGAUACUACCAAAUGUCCUUUCAUUUAUAGCAUCAUCCCCACUGAAGCUAAUACUGGUGCGCGUGCGAAGCGAAGACGUAUAGAAGACGAGCAUGACAACAAGCUGCGAAACAAUGUGCGAGAAUACAGAGAGGAUUUCCUCGACGAUCGAAAAGAAGUAGCGCCAUCCAGUGCAGGGAAGGUGCACGAGUUUCGGAGGCUACAAGACAGAGACGAACGAAGCUUCUACUGCAAUCGUCCUCCGCCGGCCACGGACCCGAUCCCACUGAGCCUCCUGCACCCCGUUUUUGCCCAGUUUGCUGACGACUGCAGAUACUACGAGACGACAGACAAAGACCACCUGCUGGCGCAAGCGCUGUCCGCCGCGAUGUCUGAAUUCUACAACGACAAGGAGGCACGAAUGGGGAGGGUCCAAGACAUCUUUCACAAAGUCGACAUACUCCUCACCGGCGCCGAAAUAGCCGGGACGGAACCGCAGGCGCAGGAGCUGGCGCCGAAUCCUCUCCCGUGCAUCCUCAUCCUGAUAUACGGUGCUCUGCCGCUGCGGCCUCCAUCCCCCAGCACCAUCCUGCCGACGCCGCCCACAGGACCGCACAUGCACCUUGCUGGGGCCGCGUGGAACCGCCGUCCGGCCACGGAGCCGCUGUCGUGCGGGCUGAACAUGCAUGAUCAUAACAAGAACUACGAGAUGCGGGAACUGCUCGCGCGCCAUCUGGGGGCGCUGAAGAGCGCCGUGCGUGCCCUCGAGUCGUACUGCAGCAGCCACCGGCCAAUAAUUGCUUCUACUGCCUCCCGUCUCCUGGACGCGCCUGAGCGCGUCUUCCCGUAUCCGACGUCCUUCCAGCCCUUCGAUGACGGGCCUAUCGCUGGCGGCGGCCUCUCGGGCGAGGCGGCAUUCACGUACUCGCAUCAGCACAAUGGCGGGGAGGAUGGCAAGCUGGUAUUCUUCGCGGAAUGCGCAAGCCGCCGGGUAUGCAUCACGUUCACGAAGCGAUAUUGCAUGGAGGCGCACAGAGAAUGUGCGAGGAUGGGGUUUGCGCCGCGGCUGUGGGGCUUCAACGAUCUCCCCGAUAAUUGGAAGAUGGUGGUGAUGGAUGCGGUCGACGGCGACAGCUACAAGCUGGUCUUCGACCUUUGGCCUCGACCGGCGGAUCUGGGUGCGACGAUUCGGGAAAAGCUGAAGGAGUUCCAUGGUAGGGGCUUUGUACACAGAGAUAUUCGUGAUGCCAACCCCAUGGCGCGGACGAGCCCUGUGGCUGGUGAGAGCGCGUUUAUGUUGCUCGACUUUGACUGGGCGGGACGGGCGGGGGAGGCACGGUAUCCGAAGAAUUUGUACAAGGGGCGGAGCCUUUGGCGACCAUCAAGAGUUGGAGGCGGUGGGCUCAUCCUGGCCGACGAUGACCUGGAAAUGCUGGACUGUUUUUUCCGGCAAGGUCUACACGCUGUAGGCUCGUAA